AGGAACAUGGAGAAUAUCGACCCUGAUAAAACUCCUGGCUUUGUGCUAGAAACCAUCAAGCUCUUGAACUACUGUCUGAAUCAGAUAAAGAAGAAGCCUGAGGAGCAAAGCACUCUGCAAUCAGUGGUACAGCACUGCCUGCUGCUCUGUGAAAACCUCUUUGACCCUUAUCAGACAUGGCGAAGACGGCAGGCAGGGGAGGAGGUCAGCAUGCUGGAAAGGAGCAAAUAUAAAUUCUCCUCUCUCACCCUGCCAGAGGAGCUACCUGCAUUCUUUCAUGACUGUCUGCAGGAGAGUGAGCGGAUUCCCGAACCUCUACUCAUUCGGCUGGUGCAUCUACAGGGUGCGAUCAUCAGCGGGUGCAAGAAGAAUGGCCUGCUCUCCAUCACCCCCUAUGCAGUGGAGGAUCUUAUGUCUGUGCUGCGCUCGUGGUGCCUCCGUCCUGCGCAAGAUGAGACCAAAGACCCACAAGUGUUGCGGGUUACUCUGCGCUGCCUGACGGCCAUGAUCCAUCUGCUGCACGGCAGCAGUCCUGCCGAAAGGCAGGUGGAGAUUAAGACCGUGCUCAACAACUAUUUCCAGCUGCUCAACUGGAGCAGACCACCAGUGAACGAGCAGGGAGAUGGCCUCGUCUGGGAGGAAAGCAUCAUCACCCUGCAGACACACAUGCUCAAUGCCAUCCCGGAGAUCCUGCAGUGUCCUGACCGGCCCGUCCUGCAGGCCAUUUUUCUGAACAAUAACUGUUUCGAGCACAUUCUCCGGCUCAUCCAAAACAGCAAGCUCUAUCAAAGCAGCAGGGGUAGAUCAGAGUAUGAGGCUCAGUGUGACCUCACCAUGCGUUUGCUCACAGAAGCCGAAGUGGAGCAGGUUUGGGAAAAAGGGUCUGACGGUAUUACAGUACAUGCUAUUGGAGUCCUUACCGCCAUCAUGAGCAGCUCACCAUCUGCCAAGGAGGUCUUUAAGGAGCGCAUUGGAUACUCCCAGCUCUUUGAUGUUUUAAAAAGUCAAGGGCAGCCGACCAAAAGGCUCCUCCAGGAACUCAUGAACAUGGCAGUAGAAGGAGAGCACUGCCAGGCUGUCCCGCUGGGAAUCAGUAACGAGCAGCCCCUGCUCCUGCUUCUGCAGUGGCUUCCCGAGCUAGGUUCUCGCUCUCUGCAGCUGCUGGUGUGCGAAUGGUUGUUGGCCGUGUGUCGUGGUUCUUUGGCGUGUCGCUCCGUGGCUGUAGAAGCUGGCUUGGUGGACGCCGUGCUGGAUGUGCUGAAGCAGGGUCCCGAGCGGCUUGAACGUCAGUGUGCCGAAGCUCUACUGGGCCUGGUGCAGGAGCUUGGCUCUCUCUCGCUACGUCCUCAUCAUCUGAAGACCCUCCUGAGCCUGCUUCGCACAAACCCGGGCUCACCACCUCACCCUUACUGCACUUGCACCGUACGGGCACUAGCUGCAAUGGCCGCCCACGCCCACACAGGCAGUAGUGCUCUGCAGUACUUUGACCUCAGUCCACCCAUGGCUGGCAUCAUGGUGCCCGCUAUCCACCGUUGGCCAGGUAACGGCUUUGCCUUUCAUGCCUGGCUGUGCCUUAACACCAACUUCCCUCCACCAGUGCAGCAACAUCAUUCUGAGUCUCAUGUCACCGCCCCUGACAAUACACUCCGCAUGACCAAGGGCCCUCGUCGCAAACAGCUCUACAGCUUCUUCACGGCGAGUGGGACAGGGUUAGAGGCUUUCUUUACCAUGGAGGGAGUGCUGGUGGUGGCUGUGUGCACCAAGAAAGAGUACAUGGCUGUUUCACUGCCUGAGAUUCCCCUCAACGAUGGUGUCUGGCACUCCCUAGCUAUAGUGCACGUCGCAGGUCGAAGGCCGUUCGGACAAAACCUGGUCACUAUCUAUAUCGAUGGAAACCCAUGUAAGACAGCACAGCUGCGUUUCCCUACACUCAGUGAGCCUUUUACAUCCUGCUGUAUUGGUUCGGCGGGUCACCGCACCACCACUACCACCACCUCCCCGACUCUGUCUUCCCCAGUCCACUCAUCCGAGCUGUCCUUCGGUCCUCCAGCUCUCAUACGCUCUCAGUCUUUCCCAGCCUCGUUUUCUGCAGGCGGGGGAGGACGCUGGGGUAUGGGCAGGGAGGUCCCAGUCUACACCAUUCCCGCAGGACUACAAGACACAGAGUGGGGCUCACCAUCAUCGCUGGAUGGCCUGCUGGGCACCGCCUUCAUUUGCCACGAAGCACUGCAACCUACACAGACACUUGCACUCUAUAAGGCUGGUCCCAAUUGCGUGUCACUAUUUAAAGCAGAUGGAGAACUCUCUGAGCUCUGCAGUAAACUCCUGUUGUACUACACACCUCAGGCGUUUAAAAACCAGAUCUGUCUGGAUCUGUCUCCCAACCACAUGUAUGACGGCAGACUAACCGGACACAGGGUUGCCAACUGGGAUGUCAAGGACGUACUGAACUGUGUGGGUGGAAUGGGGGCUCUGCUGCCCCUGCUUGAGCAGGUUUGCGUGCUGGAGCAGGGUGAGACCGCGGCGCAGGACACCUCUGACCUACUGGGAGCAGAUCUCCCCUCCCCCAGGAGUCCUGCAGGGAUGCUGCUCCCCCUGGGAAAAUCCUGUGAGGGCCGCUUGGAAAGGAACAGCGUAGCUGCAUUUCUCCUCAUGGUUAGGAACAUGCUGCGUAAUCAUCCAGUCAAUCAAGAGAGUAUCCUUCAGUGCCAUGGACCAGCCAUCAUAGGAGCCAUGCUCGGCAAGGUGCCCAGCACGAUGAUGGAUAUGAGUGUGUUGAUGGCAUGCCAGCUGCUGCUGGAGCAGGUCUCCAGUGAUGGCAACAGCACUCUGCUGUCUCAGCUCUACCAGCAUCUCCUGUUUGAUUUCCGUAUCUGGAGCCACUGCCACUUUGCAGUCUGCCUCGGUCACAUGCAGUAUCUGUCCUCUGUAUUGAAAGAGGGCAAACAGAAAACACGCAAGAAGUAUGGUGUUCAGUACAUCCUGGACUCCAUUCGCUCACACUACAGUGUGGAGAAGGAUGGCAGUGCUUUGUCAGAUGAGAGGAAGACAGUGCAGACGUCUCUCUUUGAUCUACUGAAAGAUUUCCUGUUGAAGUCUUCCACUACAAAGGAGCUGCACAGUGUUCUGGCUUACACUGCAGUAGUGCAGGACCAGCAGCAGGCGAUCAUGCUGCUGGAUGUUUUGUACGCUGUGCUAAGGAACAGUCCCCAGGCUCUGUCUGUGCUGCUGGAGUGGGGGGUGGAGCAGCUCUUCUGUCUGCUGCUGAAGCCCAACUUCAAUGAUGAAGUACAUGAAAGAGUGUUCAGGAUCAUGUACAAACUGCUGAAGAGUGAGCGAGUCACCGAGCGCAACAAACAUCGGGUCAAGCUGCGAGAGCCCACCUAUAUGGGCCUGGUCUGCUUCCUGGAGGAGUUCCCAGUCUCAAUGACAAUAAUCCGCUGCCUGUAUGAGCAGGUGCUGGCAACAGAUCCCUCACCCAGCUUCAGAGACCUUUUGGCAGUUGUGUACCUGUCCCACAGGGCAGAUCUCACUGUCCGACUGGAUAUAUGCCGCAAGCUUUUCUACCUGAUCUACUCCAACGAGGACUACAUAAAGCAGCUGGCCCGGCAGCCUGGGUGGCAGGACAUUCUCACUAAACUCUACGUCAAAGAGUCCUAUGAGUCUCGUACUACCAGCCUAUCCAGCCCUCACCCCUCACUGGAGCCUAUUCCCUCCAGGCCCCUCCUCCGAAGGGAUGACAGCAUGCUGGAUGGCCCUCGCUCUGACGUCUUCAUCCCCUACACUUCCCGGCUUGAGGGAGCAGAGGACGAGGAUGAUGAAGUGGAAGAACCGUCUCAGGAUAUUCCCGAGAGUUAUAUUGAACUGUCUCAUUCUCCUCCUCCAGGAGGUCCGCUGAAGAGCUUCGGUGACACGAUGAACUUUAAGUCUUUCGACUCGGUGGAUUCGGUGGAACAGGGCAGCCGUUCGUCAUCCCUGUCCAACACGGUGGAGGUGCCAUCCACAUCGCAGCUCCCGGAGGAAGAUGAAACAAGUCCCUAUCAGCUGAACUCACCCUUUGGUACGUCGCCUCUUGACCCGGAGCUGGGAGUGCACAGAGGAUUACAGACUCCAGAAACACCAUCUCCUCUAGAACCUAACAAGCCCUUUAUUGGGCUCAGGGUGCGCAAGAGCUCCAGCUUGUCUAAUGUAUUGGAUGACACCAGCUACUGCACUGAGCCUCCAACAGCCGACACCGUUUCUAACAACUCCAACCCACAGCAGCCCCCAGAUGAGGAGUUGUGCAACUUGCUGACUAACAUUGUGUUCCGAGUGCUGUGGACCGGCACAGAGGGCACGGAAGAUGCAGUGUGGCGAGAGAGAGGGCAGGUUUUCUCUGCUCUCACCAAACUCGGCUCCUCCUGGCAGCUUGUGCGCCCCCCAGAUGAUAUCAAGCGCAAUCUUUUGGAGAUGAUGCUGGAGUCAUCUCUUUCAGACCUGCGGGACUCUCAGGGCAUGUCAUUGCCUCAUAUUCCCUCCUUGCUUCGCCUCCUCAGACUGCUUCAGGAUUUUCUGUUUGCCGAGGGCACUGACAAUCAAUCACUGUGGAGCGAAAAGAUCUUUGAAGGAGUGGUGAAUCUGCUCGACAGGCUGCAGGCGUGGCACACCACUUCUGCAACAGCAGGAGCUACAGAGCUCAAACGCAUGGCACAGAUCGGCCUGUGGAUCAUUACUGGAUACAUACAGCAGCAGAACUCGCAGGUGUGUGAGAUGGCAUGUGUGAAGCUGCACAGUCUGCUCCAGACUGUUUUAUGUCUGUCAUGGGAGGAGGUGUGUUUCCUGUUGGGCCGUCUCGGAUCAACUCUGUGGCCUGAAGAAGGCAUGUCUCUGACAAUUGGUACAGCGGGCAUAGAGGCAGUGUUGAGGCCCCUGGUGCCAGUGGUGCGCACACUCCUGGACCAGCACGCCGACCCCACCAAGCUGCAGCAGCUUCUGCCCAGCCUUCCUCCCACCAAUGGCAGCGCCACCUUCGCCCAGGACCUGCUGACCUACUGUAAUACCGCUGAGUGGCAGCUUUUCUACUGCAACCAUGUCCGACCCACCAUGCAACAAUAUGAGGUAGACACUUUUGGGAAAAGUCAUGACUUAUUGUCCAACUUUUGGAACUCGUGUUUUGAUGACCUAAUGAGCACCGCUGAUAAGAAGCACAAGGACAAAGCAGAUUUCAAAGCCAAGUUCCAGGAGUCGAUUGUAGACCCAUACCUGAAGCGUGUACGCAUUGAGAACAGUCGCUAUUUUAGUGCACAAAAGCUGAAUAACAGCCAGCAAGAACUGGUGUGGAAGCACUGGAGAUCCCUGCGCAGGCUGCUCACCAGUGAGAGAGGAACUUGGGCAAACAGAGAUCAGACAAAAGUGAAGUGGAAGCUGUCUAGUGCGGAGACAUACUCCAAGAUGCGUUUGAAGCUUGUGCCCAACUACAACUUUGAUUCCCACUGCGAGGCCAGUGCACUCCGGGAUAACAUGGGAGCCGAGAGCCCUCGCAGUUCCGCGGAGACUCUACCAUUAGCUGUGGCUAAGGAAGCAAAAGUGAGUGACAUGGAAGACGAUCAGCUGGAGGAAGAAGACCUUUGCUUCAUCAACAGCCAGGCGGAGGAGGUGGAGGAAGAGAGCCAACAGGAGAAGCUUGUGCUUUCUGAGGACUGUGAGCUCAUCACCAUAGUGGCUGUUGUAACGGGUCGCCUCGAGGUCACCACACAUCACAUCUACUUUUAUGAUGCCAGCAGUGAGAAGGAGGAGACUGAGGAAGGGAUAGGCUUCGAUUUCAAGCGGCCACUGAGUCAGCUGAGAGAGGUCCAUCUGAGGCGCUAUAACCUGCGCCGAUCAGCUCUUGAGCUUUUCUUUAUCGACCAAUCUCACUAUUUCAUCAACUUCAGGAAAAAGGUGCGGAACAAAGUCUAUUCCAGGAUUCUCGGCCUUCGACCACCGAACCUCUUUUACUUUGGUUCCCGCUCCCCUCAGGAACUCCUCAAAGCCUCCAAUCUCACUCAGAAAUGGGUGUGCAGAGAGAUCUCAAACUUUGAGUAUCUCAUGCAGCUCAACACUAUUGCCGGUCGCACCUACAACGAUCUGUCGCAGUACCCUGUGUUCCCUUGGGUGCUGUGUGACUACACAUCUAGUGUACUAGACUUAGAAGAUCCGGCUGUAUUCAGAGAUCUGUCUAAGCCCAUCGGAGUGGUGAACCCUCGCCAUGCCCAAGAUGUCCGAGAGAAGUAUGAGAGCUUUGAAGACCCCGCAGGAACCGUUGAUAAGUUUCACUACGGCACACACUACUCCAACGCAGCAGGCGUCAUGCACUACAUGAUCCGCAUGGAGCCUUUCACCAGUCUGCACAUUCAGCUGCAGAGCGGCAAGUUUGACUGUGCAGACAGACAGUUCCACUCAGUAGCAGCAGCAUGGCAGGCUCGGAUGGAGAGCCCCGCUGAUGUGAAAGAGCUCAUCCCUGAGUUCUUCUACUUCCCAGAAUUCCUGCAGAACAUGAAUACUUUUAAUUUGGGCUGUCUUCAAGUAAAUCAGGACCAUGUCAAUGAUGUUGUACUGCCGCGCUGGGCCUCUUCCAGAGAAGAUUUCAUCAGAAAACAUCGCCAGGCGCUGGAGAGUGAGCAUGUGUCUGCCCACCUGCAUGAGUGGAUUGAUCUGAUAUUUGGCUAUAAACAGCGUGGGCCCGCUGCUGUGGAGGCGCUCAAUGUGUUCUACUACUGCACGUAUGAAGGUGCUGUGGAUCUGGACGCCAUAGCCAACGAGACUGAACGCAAGGCUCUGGAGGGCAUCAUCAGCAACUUUGGGCAAACACCAUGUCAGCUUCUCAAGGAGCCCCAUCCUCCCCGUAUGUCAGCAGAGAACACGUCCAGACGUCAGGCACGUUUCGACACACUGCCUCUCAACAUCUUCGAGCACCUGGACAAACUGAGACCAUUCGUCGAGGCGGUGCACGAUGGUGUGCCACUAGUGCAGGCGAUGGUGCCAAGAAAUCAGACCCGCUCCUUCAUUAUCCCUGGGUCUGAUGUCCUGGUGACUGUGAGUGCUAAAGGACAGAUAGGAACACACAGCUGGCUGCCCUAUGACAAGAACAUCGCCAAUUAUUUUACCUUUACUAAGGAUCCUACAAUGAGCAAUCCAAAAACACACCGGUUCCUGAGUGGUCCGUUCUCCCCAGGGGUGGACAUUGGGGCCCAGGUGCUGGUGGUGUCUAGUGACGCCCGCCUGCUGUUCAGCGGGGGACACUGGGACUGCAGCCUACGUGUCACCACACUGACCAAGGCCAAACUAGUGGGCAGAAUCUGCCGUCACGUAGACGUGGUGACGUGUCUGGCUUUGGACCUGUGCGGUAUCUACCUCAUCUCAGGCUCUCGUGACACCACCUGCAUGGUGUGGCAGGUUCUCCAGCAGGGUGGUUUCUCCUGUGGUCUGUCUCCACGACCAGUGCAGGUGCUGUGUGGUCAUGAUGCAGAGGUCACCUGUGUCGCCAUCAGCACUGAGCUGGACAUGGCUGUUUCAGGAUCAAAGGACGGGACCGUGAUCGUGCACAGCAUCCGACGAGGUCAGUAUCUACGCACGCUGCAUCCUCCCUAUGAGAGCUGCAUUUCGGUCCGGGUUAACCAGCUGCAGGUGGGAAUGGAGGGCCACAUGGUGGUACAGACCAUCCUGGAGGGCUGUGCUGCAGGGAAGGAGAAGUGCGGACUGUAUGUGUACUCUGUGAACGGCACGCUGAUGGCGUCUGCGGUGCUGGAGGAACCAGUGUCAGCACUCUGUUUGGUUUCUGACUACCUCAUACUGGGCACACUACAGGGCAACCUGCACAUUAAAGACCUGUUUAGCAUGGAGCAGGCUGCUAAACCCUUGGCACUGAAGCUCCCUAUUUGCAGUGUAUCAGUCACCAAGGAGAGCAGUCACAUUCUGGUGGGAUUAGAGGAUGGCAAACUCAUCGUUGUGGGAGCGGGGAAACCAGAGGAGGUGCGUUCAAGUCAUUUAUCUCGGCGGAUCUUCGGAUAUACACGCAGAAUCUCUCAGGUGUCUGCAGGAGAGACUGAGUACAACCCUACUGAGAAUGCUGGGAAAUGAGCAUCAUGUCCCCUUCAGACCAGCCUUCAAUAGGCUUUUUGUCACACACACACACCCACAUCCCUAAGAUGCUGACCCUCAGCACAGGUCUACAUACUUGGGGCUGCUGCUCUGGUUUUUUGGAAUAAAGCAGAGUUGUCCAUAGCUGCACUUUAGAAAACAAAGAAACAUUUCUAUUUUAUUGUCUUGCAUUUUUUUUUUUAGCAAGUCAUUCCAAAGAUUGAAAGUCAGAGAGAGACUUAGAAUCACAUGAACUGGGAUGUGAGAGUCGAGUCAAUCUCAGAGCUGGAGAUUCUGGAAUAACAGACGCUUUUUACUCUGGGCACAAAGCUGAGGACACACACACGCACGCACUCAAACUGCUGGACAUGACCGGAGUGUAUCAUCUGUGACAAUCGCUCCUGCGACUGUGCAAAACUUUAAUUCGGACAUUCCUGCAAGCUGAUAUGUUAUCAACACCACUUGUCAGUGUGGGAGAGACCGAGAGAGAGGAAGAAAGAGCAUUCAUUUAUGUUUUUGAACGAGUGCGUGUGAAUAUCCUGUGCUUACACACUGUUGCUUAAAGCAAUAAUCAAUGCACAGAUUAUGUUUAGUCCUUUUACUUUUGCUUGAUGUUAUGCUCUUAAUGCACUCUGGAGUUUUUAAAAACGUGUGCCUUAAAAAUUCUGUCUAGUGUUUAUAUUGUACGACACUGUUACACAAUUCUAUAUUUGUAAUCACAUUUUUAUGUUUCACUCAUGAUGGUUGCUUGUGUGUGUGUUUUUUUUUUUUUUUUAAAUAGAGGUCUUGUGCACUGGUUCCAGUUUUUUUUUCUAUUUCCUGUCAUAUGAAAGUGCCUUUCUGAAUGUAUACUUUCUUUAAUUCUUAUGAGUCAGCCCUCCUUCUGUCUUUUCUCUUCUCUUUGUUCCUGCACUGAUUUCUCUUAAAGUGCCUCGACACCUAAAAUCAUUCAAACCGUAUGAGCCUUAGCAAUACAUGAAAUGGCUUUUACACUGGUCAUAUGGACUUUUACACAAGUCUUGGCGUUAGGCAGAAUGCCAGCCAUUUCGAGUCGCCUGCACUGGUAUGUUUUUCUUUUUUCUUUUUUUUUUUUUUGGUGAAACACUGAAUCCUUUGAAGAGUGUUGGGUGUCUGUGGAACACAUGGGAAUGCAGCCAUGCUGGGCUCAAGCUGCAAUAUCAAACCCCCCCGCCCCUCUCCUCCACGCCCCAGCCAUGUAGACUCUUUACCACCCAGCUUUCCCAGCUCACUUUUUCUACUGCUGUUCACGUCACAUGAUCGAUAUUUGGUGCCUUUUAAACGCUCACGAAUGCUGUUUUGUUUGAUUGUACACACCUCAGCACACAUGCAUACACUUUUCCUAUUCCAGCGUACUACAAUUUGCUCAUCACGCUGAAGCAAUGUCCUCUAGUUUGUCUUUCAAGUCAACACUGCUGUGCAGAGUGAAUGAGUCUUUUCAUGUUUGCACCACUGCCUGUCUUCUAUUCAUGCCCUGCACUCCGCAUAAACACGUUGGGAAUAAGUGAUGUGAGGAGAUGCCCUGCGGUGGGCUCUGGCACGCACGCUGUUGGGAGAUUUGUCUUUACACCAAUUCAUAUUGCUGAGAUCAGUCUUGUAGCUGGCUGGUGUUUAUUAACCACCACACACAUUUACAUUUACAUUUAGGCAUUUGGCAGACGCUCUUAUCCAGAAACAGCGGCAACUUGGUGGUUGUGGGGUUUGAACCUGGGAUCUUCCGAACCGUAGUCCAGGGACACAUUACAGUCUGUCUCUUUGAAUUUGUUCUUUUUUUUUUUUGGUAUGUAUAUAAGUGGGUGUGUAUUGAGAUAAAAUACAUAAUGUUUCCUUAAUUGUCCUGUUGCCUCAUUUUGUAUUGAACUUGAACUAAAGAUCUCGUUUUAGACAAUGAUAUGUAGUAAAAGAAGGAAUAAUACCUGGGGAUAAGGUUUGGGUUUAUGGUUUAUUCUGCUCCUAUAAUAUUCAGUAUCCUAAUUUCCCCAGGGUGGGAUGAAGUGCAAGCCUUCUAUUGACAGGUUUAAAGUUGUGCAGCACUUUUGUUUUGAUUUUAUGUGAUGAUGUUUAUAAACAUGCAAUUUGUGUACCAGACUAAGGCACCAGGUCCAAGGGCAUUGUUUAUUAGUCUGGAAGAUGAAUUCUUUCUCCACAGAAUGUAACCAAAAAGAAAUACAACUUUCCACUUUAGAA
Messenger RNA from Clarias gariepinus (North African catfish), 10302 nucleotides. RefSeq names its product neurobeachin-like 2 (gene nbeal2). The transcript is spliced from 52 exons. The coding region runs from base 7 to 8097 and encodes 2696 amino acids. Gene Ontology annotation, molecular function: protein kinase binding. Gene Ontology annotation, biological process: intracellular protein localization. Gene Ontology annotation, cellular component: cytosol; membrane. The record is from RefSeq and is a predicted model, not a curated record. NCBI's taxonomy places the organism in Eukaryota, Metazoa, Chordata, Actinopteri, Siluriformes, Clariidae.